Molecule: messenger RNA, 5239 nt
Organism: Anarrhichthys ocellatus (wolf-eel)
Lineage: Eukaryota; Metazoa; Chordata; Actinopteri; Perciformes; Anarhichadidae
Exons: 2
Coding region: 3556-4257 (233 amino acids)
Source: RefSeq, a predicted model, not a curated record
AACGUUGACUAUCUACAGUAGAAGCCAGGCUGCUGGACUGUUAGCUACCAUUUGUUUUGGUUUUAGAGACUCGAUCCAUGUGUCAUAUGGAUCUCCCCCCCCCCCCCCCCCCCUGCCCUGCCAACUGAUUCAUCAGCAUACACACCGAAAGAACAUGCUCACAAACAAUGUACACACUGCACAUGUUCACAAACACAUGCACACAACCACCCAACAUGCGCCUUCUCUCCACAUCCCAGUCCCUUUAGAGAACAGUGACCUUACUGAGCUCGAGGUGCGUUCAGCUAUCUAACACGUAGCGCCCUGGUGCGUUUCGAUGACAGUUUUUACAUUUUUUUUCUGUGGAAUAUCAUUGUACUUCAAACUAUCUGGAGAGAUCUUGUAAGACGACUAAUGUGAAAAAAAUAAAUUGGAUUACAGGUUUUUUAACUAACGAAGAGUUGAACGCACCUCCAGUUCUUGUUUGAAUGUAGAGCAGCUUCACAUUGCUACUUUGUAUCCUUGCUAACGUUCUGGAAAUAUCAGCUUGCCAAUUUUCAAAUGGAAACAAAAAAAAAAGUAUGUUUUGUAACAUUUUUAUGAUUGAAAUUGCAUUGUUACUGUUAUUGUUUCCUGUACUGUUUUGAAUUGUAAAUAAGAAAUAUUAAUAUUUAAAACGUUUGAAAUGUUUCUUUUUAUAAAAUAUACAGUAUAUAAAUAUUUGUUUAGCUGAAUUUAAAAAAAGAACAAAAACUAAAGUUUUAUGUAUAACAUUUAAAUAAAAUUUUGUUAAUGUCCAAAAUACAUGAUUUAUACUACAUACUUUUCCAUUUCAUCCACAUGUACUCGUCUUUCAUAGGACAUUGCACCUUACAUUCAGAUCACCCUUCCUCUCACUAAAGCUCAUGUUGCUCGCUGUGUUAAUUGCAUUAAUCCAGAUUUGAGUGGGGUAAAAUAGCUUUCUAAAAUACAAUUGUGCCUUGGCUGCAGCUGUGCUCAGCAGCCCCUCACAUUCUGUCUAUUGACAGCGCCAGAGACCGGACCGCUGCUAAUUAUAGACAAGUGUGAAGCCCUUCACCUGCACAACAGAUGGAAAUGUGUGAAAUAGCAAACAAAGAGGAAGAAAAUCACUUUUUGCCUGGGUCCAUGGUGCACAAGAUGAUAGACAGCAGCUGUUUGAAUGUUUAAAUCCAUCAGCUCUUAAUACCAAUUGUAUUGUUUCCAAUUUUAACGCAUAGAGGUAGUGGAGGGUGAACCACCAUUGUCAAACUGUACAGUAAAUGUCCAGCUUUCAUAUCUUCAAUCAUGAGUUGGACUCUUUUUCAAGGAGUAAAUUACACUAGAAUAACUUUAGAUAUGCAGUGGUAGGACUUAGCUGAGAAGGACCAAUGCAAGAGAUGAAAAGACUGCUGCAUCAAAGCAUCCAGAUGAAAGAGGCCAGGGUUGUUUUAACCAGAAGAAAGGUAUUCGGCUUUAGGUCAACCUGUCACGUCAUCUCCGUUCAUCCUUAAUGUCACAGGGCCAGUGCUUUGAGGCAUACUUUACUGUUAAAUAAGUGCAUGCAUUGUGUUCUGUCUUCUUUGUUUGUCAAUCGUUCUGUAGAAACGACUCGGGAAGGCAGGGUUACUGUUGCUGUACAGUAAUCCUGCCUUAAAUGAAUGGAUAGACUCCAAAAGCAACAAUCUUUUGUUUUGGAUCAUUGAUUUAUUUUCCAAAGUCAGAGGGGUCAGAACAAAGUCAGUAGCCAAAUGAAUCCAAAUCCGACAGUGUUUGUUUUUUAGUUUUUUUAUCUGAUGGAGCCUGGAGGCUCUCAUCAUCACUGCGUCUGUCUGUUGUUUGGUGUCUCUGUUUCAGACCGUCUCCGUUAUGUUUACCCAGAGGCUCUGGUUUCCUUUGUGCUUUGCGUCUUCAUUGUUGACUCCAUCUUUCACAAUAACCAUAUUGACAUCCUAUUUUACUAGUAUGUGGGCAGCUCAGAUGCCAUCUGAAAAUAGGAAUUAGUUAAGAGAAUGUUUUUUUUUUGUUUUUUUUUUACAAUUAGAUCAGUCACUUAAAUAAAGUAAUAUAGACAGAAAUUUGUAAAAUGUAUUGUGAGAACUCACCAAGUACAACACGUGUGGUGGGGGUUUCAAUGAAAGUGAAAUGACUGACAGUUUUCCAUGGGAUCGGGUUUCACUUUUCUCCAAUAGUUUGGGUAUAAUUACUGACGGUGCCGAGAGCGAGCAGCAGAGUGGUUGUUUACUUAUUGAUGCUAAGCCGGGGGUUGUUGCGCUGUGUAUAAAAAGAGAUUAAGUGGCCCUGAACAUACAGCUGGUGGUAAAAGACAGCUUGCAUUCCUCUGUCUCUCAGUUGUCUGUUUCUAUCUCUGCCUGACAAGACAGCUCACACAUUUCUCCGACUGUCUCUACACUCUCACUCUGUGGUCGCCAACACAUUCUCACACAAAUAAUGCAACGUGGGCAGUGGCGGUAGGUUGCACACCUGAGGUGCAGCAGAUAGCGUUUCACUGACCUACCUCUUCUUAACAAACUCAUUUCCUUCCAGACGAUCAGUAUUUCUCCUCUCCUCUGUCUUAUCUCUCUCGCCUCCCUCCCUCUCUGUAGCCUAUUUUGUGAACCAGAAAGAGGGGCCCGAUUGGGUUUCUCUUCUCCAUAGAGCGGCUUAUGUACGCCUGUCUCCCUCCCAGUGGCCUACAGUCUGGCGGGUCAGGUUGCUCUGAGCCAGCAACAUUCAGUCCAGGUCAUAGACCUGCUACCUGGUAGCCAUUGGCUCAUUGGUGUUGUUGUUUUUUUCAAAGAUCUCCCGUCAUCAUUGGGUUGACCGCCAAACCUCUGCUUUUAUCAAUUAACUUGCAUAUUCACGAGACAGACGAAGGAAUAUCUAGUAGGCUUGAAUUAGAGGCCAAUCCAACCACCUGUGUCUCCAAUCGGUGUCUUCUGAGUGAAAUGUCAAAAAUCUCACUCUAAGAAGACGUACAAGCAUAGAUUGGAUUUAUAACUGAUCCAUUUGACCGUCUUUUAAAUGCUGUUUUAUAUAAAUGAUAUUCUAUGUUACAUUUAGAACAGAAAAAAAUACUGAAGUGUUUUUUUUUUGUUAGUUUUCUUCCUAGAUUUUGCUGACAGAUGUAAUUAAUAUUUUAGAGUAAGGAUAUUGUAAUCCCAUCAGAGACAUGGGUAUUACAAGACAAAGAGUGAGGUUCCCAGAAAAAAAAUCUGAUUUUGCCCAUCUUCUCUUGAGCUAAUGAAGGUGCUGCACGUGUUGCAGGACCAAGAAGUUGUCAUAAACUCGAACUAUUUCAGACAUCCUGCAGGUUUAGUAGGUCUCCCGCCAUUCAAGCUCUAAUGUAGUGCACAUUUCAUUUCCGACCCCUGCUUAGUUUUCCUGAAACAAGACGCCGGGGCUGAUUAAUAAAACAUCCUUUGUGCGCUGCUGACUGAUCACCGGAGCCCUUUCAGCUGUAUAAGUGGUGAAAGGCGACAUAAUCUCCCCCAGAACAAGAUCUGGACUGAGAUUGAGGCAAAAACACAACAGAGAAAGGCACACAGAGGGAAGACCGCACACGCUUUUGGGAGCACAAUGUUAAAACCCCAGCGGCACGGCGAGCUUCUCCUGCGCGACUCCUCGCCGGUUUUUGGGAAGCCGUGGUACUGGCAGCGCAGCAGCAGCGCCAUGGAGAGCACCCGCGGCCUGGCGCAGGUUAUCAUGGAGAUGCGCGAUGAAAUCAAUAAACUGGAGGUGGAGAACCGAGAGCUGCGGGGAGACUACGGUCAACGGUCAUUCGGGGCAAUGCAAGUGGGAGCCGGCACUGUAUCUUCAGUAGCAGAGCAGCGGGCGGGAAUGGAGGAAAACCCGUAUGUGAACCUGAGGCGAAACGUGUCUGCGCCAGUCCUGGAGGGGCAAUACCAAGAGAACGCCGUCAUGACUGUCCGAAGAUACUCUAUCAGCUCCACUUUGUCCGGUGUGACCAUGACAGAGGGAAGGACUGAUCGGGCACAGCCCAGUGACUCUGGAUGGGGAAGACUACAUGAACAGAUCGAGCAUGGUAAUGGUAUCUUUGGUAACUCGGCCAGAGAAGAAAUGGGAAAAGUAACCAACAGGCACUCCCUGCAGGAAUAUGUACACAAAAACAGGUACAGACUGGCCUGUCAUGUAUUUAAAGAUAUGUUGUCUCAUACACCUAUUUCUAAGUUGCAGCUUUGUAGGCGUAUAACUCUUGUGGUUUCUUUCAUCUUUCAGGACCAAGGUAAAAACUGUCACCUUUCUUCUACCUGUGGAUGACAUUUACACCAACAGGCCAGUUCUGGCCAAACACCAGGAGGUGCCUAAAAUCACUGAGCUGGCUUCCAUAACUGAGACAGAUUCCUGAUAGAAGCAGAACUUUUGAAGACUUGAAAACACCUGAAAUGAGCCUCAAAACUGGUUAGCCUCUUCAUUUAGGUCAGUGUGGAUUGGGCUCUUAAUGAGAGAGCCAGCAGACCGAUUUUAUCACACCCGACCACACAAAUAGAAGACUCUGGUUACGGGUGUUGUUUUCAGCAGGCCAUUGCAAUCCAGGCCCGGUUAACAGUGAUGUGACACGGGGCCCUCUGCAGAGAGGAUCGGAUGUCUGGACUCCUCUCCCGACCUGGGGUGUCGUUUUGGAGUGAGACCCACACCUGCAGGUGACGGCCCUUUUACGGACAGCUGUGGUCACUGACUCGGGCCUCGUGAGCAACAUCAGGCUCAUUAGUUAUUCAUCUUUGUUUCUUUUCACGAUGUAAACUGUGAAGGGUAGUCAAGGGGCCAUGUGUGCCUUGAAACACGUGACCUGCUUCUUAACAGUGUUUCUAAAGAGUAUUUUUUAGUGCACGUCACAUACUGUAGUCUCUGCUUCCUUGUAAAUAAACCAGUGUUUGGUAUACCAUUAUGAAAAUAAAUGUAAGGCACCUUCAACAGUCAUUGUAAGCUAUUACUGCGCAAACAUUUGUUGUCUCAGUAUUUUGGCAUUAGCUGAAACUCAAGAGCUCACGUACUCAGAGAGGCUUCAGCCAAAAUGUCCAUGCUUCAAAUUAGGGCUGUCACGAUAUCACAUUUUCACUACACGAUUAUCAUGGCCAAAAUAAUUCGUGGUAAUGAUAUCAUCACGAUAUCUAUAGAAAAUUAAAAAAUAAAAAAUAUUGCUGUCAGUAAAAUUCAUCUUAAACUUUGUUUAUUGUGCAUUUGUCUCUUUUUUGGCAAACGAAUAACUUUAUUGGGGGGGUGGAGAGAAAGUCUGUUACCA